CAAGAUCGUGCAGCACGGUACCAUGGAUUCACAGGCAGGAAGGGUUGAGGAUCUGGAGGACGAUCUAUUGGAGCGCAUCCUGAUCUUGCUCGAGUUCGUGACACAGUCGCGAGAUCUUUGUGCACUGGCAAGCUGCUCAAAAUCUCUCUGGAAAAUCGGUUGUCGCGAUGGAAUCUGGGCCAGCGUUUUCAAGAGACGCUGGCCCGCGGCCAUCCCUUACAAGCAGCCUCACGAGGAUUGGAGAACAUCGUACGCUCAUCGCCACCUUGAGAUGGCAAGCUUGGCCGGAGCCGUGAUCGAGUUUGUGAGAAUGUACGCCUGCGAAGAAUCGCUGGAAGUCGCCAACUAUCUCAACGCUCUCGACCUCCUGUGCGUGCGAGACAUUGGCUUCCAGGACGUUCUCAUCAAUCUGUUCUCGCCAGCUUUGAGCGUCCUGGUGAAUCUAAUCGGCUUGCACUACUCGCUCGUCCAUCUCAAGAUCCAGGAUGAUGCUGUGAGAGACGCCCUCGUUGGGAGGAAGAUUUCCGAUCGACACAUAUGCUUUCGGUGGUGGAGCAUGGGUGUUUGGUCCAAUGGCUUCCGCCGGCGAGACGAGAUGCACAUGAAGAUAGCGUCCUUGUACGAGCUCACUGAGCCUCGCCAGCGAUUUCUCUUCAAGGUGAUGGAACGAGGUACUGUUCAUGAGGUUUUGCGGGUGCAAAUAUCAGCAGAUUUUAAAUCCAGCGCUUGGGUUUGGAGGGAUAUGCACUCGCAGCGGUAGCUACAGUUCUUAGGAUAGUGCGACGGCUUGGCCAUGAAAUUCGCGAGGGCUCUUAGACAGAGUUCUGGUGUUUUUAGCACUGAUCUUACAGAAAUUGGGCUCGCGGUAGAGUCACAGCGCAUGGGAGGUAUGAUUUCUCUUCUAUAGUUUCCCGUUCAGUUCAUGCUAACUUUUUAAUGUUUUUCUCAUUUGUAAGUGCUUGAGCUUCCAUCGAUUUGAUUUUGAGACUUUCAGAAACUACUUCGCAGGAAAAUCUAAAAAGCUUGUUUUCAUCCCAGUAAAAUCUGUAAAAUACAUAUGAACCUUGUAUUCAGCCGCGUCAGCAGCCAACGUGGCCAUGACGUGGGUUGGGAUAAGCUACCACGUGGCGGUAGCAGGCUCUUUCGUUUCUUAUCCGGGGGGAGCGUGUGCACUCCACAAGCGUCUCUGGUGCUUGGCAUACGUAGCUAGGGUUUUGAUCGCUCUCGAGGACGAUUUGGAAGGAGAAAUGGCCCAGUUUGGUGUGGGAGGGAUCGCGUUGCAAGCCCCUCAAAGGCCACUCUUCUUGAGCGCCGAGAAGAAGCAGCAGCAGCAGGAUGGUGGAGGGUUCUUGGACUGGUUGCUCAAGGGAUUGGACAAGGAAACUUUCUCGGAGAAGGAUCCGGUUUUGAACCAGGGCGAUGGAAAUGAUCGAUCCAAUGGAGCUGCGUCGUCAGCGGUGCCAUCGAGCAAGCAGAAGAAAGGAGCAGGGACAGCAGCAGCGCCCUCCAAGGGUGGCUUCUUGGGAGGACUUUUCGGAAAGAAGGAUUGAAUUGUAGACUUCCUUUAGUGCGUAAAAAGAACGCUUCUUGUCAGUAAAAAGAAACGUUUCUUGCU
Messenger RNA from Selaginella moellendorffii, 1615 nucleotides. RefSeq lists its product as uncharacterized. Lineage: Eukaryota; Viridiplantae; Streptophyta; Lycopodiopsida; Selaginellales; Selaginellaceae. Bases 23 to 760 code for a protein of 245 amino acids. Gene Ontology annotation, molecular function: protein binding. Gene Ontology annotation, cellular component: SCF ubiquitin ligase complex. The transcript has 4 exons. The record is from RefSeq and is a predicted model, not a curated record. Gene Ontology annotation, biological process: protein polyubiquitination; SCF-dependent proteasomal ubiquitin-dependent protein catabolic process.